CCCAUCUAACAAAUUGGCAGCUGUUGUCAAGUAGUUACCGACAUAUGUAUUUUAUAAGCUUAUUGCAUAUAAAUUUUGGUGUCGAUGUUGUAAAGGAAAUAAAACAAAUACAAUUGUGAGAAGAUAAAUCGAUUUGGUGAAGAGAACUGAAGAAUCUACAAAGAAGGCAUUUUCAAUCGUUAAUGAAGUAUAUUUGGGAUGAACAUAGAGGUGGCUUCUCCCGAGAUGAUGGUGUGCGAAACACUACGCGCCGCCACCGAUUCUAAUCAUGAGGUAGUUCUCAAAGCUGAAGCUCAGUUGGCAGAGUGGGAAACACAGCCAGGAUUCUUUGCAACUCUGGCACGUUUUGCGAUGCAUGUAGGGAAUGACAUCGAACACCAACAAUAUCAAGUAGACUUAAAUGUGCGAUGGAUGGCUGCAGUUUAUUUAAAGAACGGUAUCAAUAAGUAUUGGAGACGUAAUGUUCGAAAUGAACUGCCAAGCGAAGAAAAACAACAAAUUCGUGAGAUAUUGUUGAAAAAUUUCAGUAACGAACCAGUGCCACAAGUAGCUUUACAGAUUGCCGUGCUUAUAGCACGCAUAGCUCGCAUUGAUUGUCCUCGUGACUGGCCAGAGCUAAUACCUCAGUUAGUUAAACAGUUACAAAUGUGCGCUCAAAAUGAUAGUGGAGCUGGAGAACAACAACGAGUGCUACUUAUUCUUCAUCAUGUGAUAAAAGCUCUGGCGUCUCGUCGCAUGAUGGCAGAAAAACGAGUUUUCGAAGAACUAGCAAGGAAUUUAUUUAUGUAUAUGCAAGAGUUAUGGGAUGCUUUCACAACCCUUUUCUUUCAUCAACUAAAAACAGCUUCUAUAAAUGCAAUAUCAACUUUAGAACGUGCACUUUUAUCGAUGCGAAUAUUACGCAAACUUACAGUUUACGGUUUUCCCAAGCCCUUUAAAAUCGAAUGUUGCAUGCGCUUUCUGGAACAACUAUUUAGUCGACUCAAGCAGUGCUUAGAAUGUCGAUAUGAAUUACAACAUCUUGGAGCUGAAGAACAAUUAUUAAGACUACUUGAAAAGUUUAUAUUAAAACAAAUGAAAACGUUAACUGAAUUUCAAGAUAUGCACUCCAGUUCAUUUGCACGUUUUGUUCCUGUUGCUCUAGAGUUUAGCUUUGAGCAUGUCUUCCAUGAAGGUGCGCGUCUAAUAUUUACUGAUAAUGUUAUUAACUUUAGCAACUUCGCUAUUCAUUGCAUUAAUCUUAUGAAGGGCAUAAUGAUGUGCAGUGCUUAUGCAAAUUCGGCAAAUACCGGUGAACAACUUGCAACUGAACCGGAGGCCGCUCCACAUAUAGCACUAUCCGACUUUUUCACAAAUGAGCGUUUAUGUUACAUUUGCGACAAAAUUAUAACGCACUACUUUUUGUUGACUCAAAUCGAACUAGAUCAAUGGAUGGAGGAUCCCGAAGGUUUCGCACAAGAUGAUGGCGGAGAGAGCUGGAAGUAUGCUCUUCGUCCGUGUAUCGAGUCAUUUUUCCUCACAUGUUUCAGCCAAUACCAGUCGCAAAUGACGACUGAGGUUGUGAAGUAUAUACGUAAAGCUCAGCAAAUUGAAUUAUCUCCCGCAUCUGAUCUUAAAGAUAUACUACUAAAAGAUGCCAUAUAUAAUGCUGCAGGAUUGGCUUCAUUUCAUUUUUUUAAUGACAUCGACUUUGACUCUUGGUUUAGUAAUCAACUAUUAGCGGAGCUACGUAUUGAAAGCGACAAUUUUCGAAUUCUUCGGCGACGAAUUAUCUGGUUAGUCGCAGAGUGGGCAGCUGUUAAAUUUUCAAGAAACUUACGUCCUUUGGCAUAUGAGGCAUGCCUACAUUUACUGCGUACAACUGAGGAUAUGUCUAUACGACUGGCAGCUUCCCGUACACUAUCGACAUUAAUUGGAGACUUUGAAUUUGCCCCUGAGCACUUUCUACCGUAUUUAGAGCCUUCUUUCAAUGCACUUUUUGUACUCUUGGGAGAAGCUAGAGAAUGUGACACCAAAAUGAAUGUGCUGACGAUUAUGUCGUGUAUUGUGGAAAAGAUGAGCGACAACAUUGAACCGCAGGUGGAGAAUCUAAUAUCGUAUCUGCCACUUUUAUGGAAGGAAAGCGAAGACUUUAAUAUGUUACGAUGUGCUAUAAUAUGCACAUUGCAGCAGCUAGCAAAGGCAGUGCGUGAUAUCCCGGAAUCUAUGAAGCCAUUCCUCUAUAACGUUAUUCAGCUCAGCACUGACCUUCAGGAGCUCUCCCACAUCUACCUCAUAGAGGAAGGCCUGGCGCUUUGGGUUGCCGUUGUAGAGAAUUCGACCGUUAUGUCCACAGAACUGCUAGCUUUAUGCAAGAAUCUUUUGCCUAUCAUUGAAAUGUCCUCGGAAAAUUUGCGCAUAGUGUUGAUCCUCAUUCAAGCAUACAUUCUCUUGGACGCACAUUCAUUCCUUGAACGCUACGGAAAGGAAUUUGUUCAGUUUUGUACGCGAAUGUUCGAGGACUUACGACCAGAAGGCAUUGCACUGAUGCUUAAAGUGUUUGAAACUUGCUUGAAGUCAGAUGCAAAUUACGGACUGGAAUUAGUACGACCCGCCUUGCCUUACAUUUUUAAGCAGGUGUACCUGGAUAAAGAAUUUCCUAUGCUGAUGUCAAUGUAUUUGAUGAUGGUCGCAAGAGUAUUGCUUAUUAGUCAAUCCGUUUUCACUGCAGUUUUGCAGGAAUUGCAGUUACCUAAUGCUUUAGAGACUAUACUCGAUGUGUGGAUACGUAAGAUGCCGUUGGUAACGGAAGUUGAAAAACGAAAACUGUUUGCGUUGGCCUUUGCAUCGAUCUUUACAAAUAAUUCAAUAUUAAUUGAACGGUUUCCAGCAAUUAUGCAGAAUAUUGGAGACACGCUAAUGGAUGUGAUGCGCGAAGAAGAUGACGAAGUGGAUGAUAUUAACACUUCUGAUAGCGUUGUAAAUACUCCGCCCCGUCCAACUGGUGAGAAGGAAAUCAAAUUCUGUGACUCGUUGGUUUUUCUCGAUGAACAUGACUUGGAUACAAGCAACUAUUGUAUAAUGGACGAUUUUGACUAUAAGACUUAUCAUUACGAUCGCUGUAGACAGUUGUCUCUUAAAGAUCCAGUACAUAAAAUUGUGCUCACAGAAUAUUUGGAAUGGCAAUUGAAUACACUACGAACGCAAAUGGGCGAAGAAGCUUAUCAACAACUAAUGCAAACUGUGUAUGGCAGUGUGCUGGAGAAGAUCGGAAAGUUUGUUAAACUGAAUUUAAAUUUCCAACCUAACUAAAAAUAGUUUAUAUGGCAAAUAUGAAUUUUAUGCAAUAAUACACACAUACAUA
This is a messenger RNA of Zeugodacus cucurbitae (melon fly), 3343 nucleotides long. It is a transcript of the gene Impbeta11, whose product is annotated as importin-11. Gene Ontology annotation, cellular component: nuclear envelope; cytosol. Gene Ontology annotation, molecular function: small GTPase binding. The transcript is spliced from 3 exons. The record is from RefSeq and is a predicted model, not a curated record. The coding region runs from base 199 to 3291 and encodes 1030 amino acids. NCBI's taxonomy places the organism in Eukaryota, Metazoa, Arthropoda, Insecta, Diptera, Tephritidae. Gene Ontology annotation, biological process: protein import into nucleus.